CUGACAGACGCGUUGAUCUAGCCGUAGCUGUAGCCGAAGUCGCCAAUUCGGACACGGCCUCAGUUUAGUGCCGCCUUGUUGGUGGAUUUCUACUAGUUUGUGUUUCACUGCCGACGUUGCUUUGAACUCUAGACGAUUUUUUUAAAUGUUGACGUAUGUAUGGUGGGACCUUUCGAUUCUUUCCUUUGCUACCGAGAGUGCACGGUCACGGACUCUUUCAUUUUAUUCAAUACGUUGCACAAUAGACAAUCACAUUGACUGUAUUUUGUAUGCUGCAUACAGGACAGUGCAGUUUCAGUGUUACUGUUACUGUUAGCCAGCAUGGGCAGUUUUCAGUUAGUGCAUGGAGUAAUUAACUAUUGAUUUGAAUAUUCACAGGGGGUGAACGACAAAAAGAUCUUGAAAGCUUUUUAGACAAUGGAGAAAUUUGACAUUUUACUUUUGUUUCUCUCUCCUGGAUUCUCCUGGUCCCCAAAUUAUUUGCAGUUGAGAUAAAGAUAAACCCACAACACAACCAACAAAUCAUUGUACUCUCUGGAAAUCCAAGAGUACUUAGUUACGUCACCCCCUUCCCCCAAAACGUAAACAAAAACAAGACAAACUGGUCACAUGUUGUUGGAUCAAGUCUGUCUUUUCCAAUGUCAUCGAACAUGUUGUCGGAGGGACACAUUUCAGAGAUAGGAUUGGAAGACCUGUCUGAUUCCGAUGAAAUAGAUUUUGGAAAAGAUGAUAAAGAAAUACUCUUGAGUAAUUCAGAAGACGGCAGUACAGUCAAAUUGCAGCGUCAGAUAACCUUGCUGAGUGGAGUAGCCAUCAAUGUUGGCACCAUCAUUGGCUCCGGGAUUUUUGUAUCCCCUAAAGGUGUUCUGCUGGGUGUUAGCUCUGUGGGAAUGACCCUGAUAGUAUGGGUACUAGCGGGUAUCAUCUCUCUCCUGGGUGCCCUCUGCUUCGCCGAACUAGGCACCAUGUUCCCCUCGUCUGGGGGGUUCUACUUCUAUCUCAGAGAGAUCUACGGUGAAUUUGCAGCGUUCCUGUUUUUGUGGGUGUCGCUUAUUAUGCAAGUGCCAGCCUCCUGUGCAGUGGUGGCGAUCACAUUCGGGCGUUAUGCCGUGCAGCCAUUUUUCCCGUCUGCGGAUUGUGAACCACCGAUGUUUGCCAUUCAGCUGCUUGCCUUGAACUCUGUGUUGUUGUGCGGGUUCUUCAACAUCUUCAGUGUACGCUUGACGACUGCCGUGCAAAACAUCUUCACUGUGUUCAAGAUGCUGGCACUGACAAUCAUCAUUGUCAUGGGUGCAGUGCAGAUAUUCAGAGGUGAAACAACCAGUUUUGAGAAUUCAUUUGAAGGGACAACAUACGGUGGCCUUGGAAAUGCCUUAUACUCCGGCCUUUUUUCAUAUGCUGGCUGGUAUAACUUAAACAACGUUGUUGAGGAACUUAAGAACCCGUACAAAAAUCUACCCCGUGCUAUUUAUAUUACCAUGACGAUAGUGACAAUAUUUUAUGUUUUUGCCAAUGUUGCCUACUUCACCGCAAUGACACCUCAAGAGCUACUUGCAUCCGAUGCCGUCGCUGUGACAUUUGGUAUCAAGGUCCUUGGUGUGUUUGCAUGGUGUAUGCCAGUGUUCGUUGCGAUGUCGACAUUUGGCUCAAAUAACGGAAGCCUUCUCGGCUUAUCUAGAAUGUUCUUCGUUGGGGCCAGAGAUAGACAGCUGCCUAAUGUCCUUGCUAUGAUUGAUAUCAAGAGGAAGACCCCUAUGCCUUCUCUUCUCGUCGUGACAUUCCUGACAUGUGUGUACGUGUUUGCCAAGGAUGUCUACACACUCAUCAACUAUUUCAACUUUGUCCUGUGGACAUCCAGUGGGGCUCUGUCUGCCGGACUGUUAUAUCUACGAUGGAAGAAACCUGAAAUGUCGAGACCAUACAAGGUUUUCAUUGGUCUGCCUAUCUUCUUCACCAUUGCAUCAUUUGCCCUGGUUGUCUUGGGGACAAUCUCGGCUCCGUUAGACACCCUUAUUGGAGUUGCCAUCACCUUAACAGGAGUACCAUUCUACUUCAUCUUAAUCAGACCUGCUAAGAUUCCGAAAUUCCUCCACAAGAUUGAAGUUGGUGUCACUCACUGGUGCCAAAAGCUGUUCCUAGUCACCAAUGAAGAGAAGAAGAAGAAGUGAUGAUACAGUUCAAGAACCACCCGGACACAAUACCACAACAAGAAUAUUCACCAAGGAAAAAAACUGUAAAGCUUUUAUCUUUAAUUUCUGAUAAAGUGGCAGUCGUAGGAAAAGAAAUUCUAAAUGCCUCCACCCCUGUUGGUGUGCAAACUCUGUACCAAAUAGUAUAUUGGGGAUACUGCAUAAUAUAAAAAACGAUAGCAAUCUAUUUAUCAGAAAGCUGUGUUUUCUUCACACAAGAAUGUGAUACGGCACAUAUUUGUUUUCUUCUUUUUAAAAAUAAGUUCGGCAAGAUACCAAAAGGUUUUGCACAAAUAUACUGCAUUAAUUCUCAUCCCCUCGCCUGAGAAAAUCAAACAUGAAGAAAUUUAUAGUUUUAAUUCUACUAGCUACAUAUCUUCAUUUUGUCUUGGGAUUUUGCCUCAUUUUGUUAUGGUUGGGCAAAAAUAAAUAUACUGCAUUAAUUCUCAUCCCCCCGCCUGAGAAAAUCAAACAUGAAGAAAUUUAUAGUUUUAAUUCUACAAGCUACAUAUCUUCAUUUUGUCUUGGGAUUUUGCCUCAUUUUGUUAUGAUUGGGCAGAGAGACAUUCUGGUAAUAAAUCAACCAGCUUGCCCAUUAUUGUUCCACCAACCAGAGAGCAUAAUUAGCUCAUGCAUAUUAAUCAGGUUUGAUAUCUGUUUUGUGGUUGGUGCUGGUGCCCCACCAACCAGAGAGCAGUAUAUUAGCUCAUGCAUAUUCAACUGGUUGGAAAUCUGUUUUGUGGUUGGUGUGCUGGUGCCCCUCCUCCACCCAUGUUAAAAUGUGUGGUUACUUCAUGAGAAGCACUGCAGCUGUAUAAACUGUUUUAAGAAAGAAUUUAAGUAAUAUGGUUUGUAUAAUUAAAUUUUCACACCAUAAUAUGUCAAUCUGAGAAAUGAUUCAUGCAUGAAAUGUUUCAUCCAGGAAUCGUUUCAUGCAUGAAUCGUUUCUUAGAUUUCUUAGAGUUGGUGUCCUUUCGAGAAUGAUGCAGCCAGAGAUGUGGUUGGUACCCGCAGCCCCUUCACUAACCUACAUUCAUGUCUGCAGUGCGGUACUCUGGGGUUCUCUUAUUCAGAAAUUCUUUUGGUGUUUAGUCGAAAUUUUUAAAAACAAAGUAAAUGAUGUGUGAUCUUUAUUUUUGUUAACUAAUAGAAUCAGGGUUCUGCAGAUGUUUAUAAAAUGUUUAAAAACAAACAAAUUAUAUGAAUGAGUAAUAAAGAUAUGAAAGAAUAAUAUAUGUUAUUUAGUUUUAGGACUUUUAUGAAUUUGACAUCACUGUGAAUUUGUCAUCUUUUUUGUAAAACUUCACAUGUUUUUUUUCCUUCAAAAGUCUCCCUUUUACUGUAUUUUCUGUUUAGGCCACGAUUCUUUUUGAAGUGGAAAUUAAGAGAGCUGGAUGCAAAGAUUUAUAUUGACAAUUUUAAGUUGAAAUAUUUAAAGAUUAGAUAAUUUGUGUGCUGUUGAUUUUGAUAAGCCUGAAAUCAUGUUGUUGUAAAAGUAUCUGAAAAUGCAUUUUAGAUUAAUUAAAAGGAAUGAAGUGAGUUGAUAUUUUUAGUGUUAAUUCGUGUAGUUUAUGUACAGUUUAUGUUUUAAUGAACUAAUGUCAAAAUAUCCGUUUGAAAAAAAAAGUUGAUUUUAUUUAAUUUGAUUGUCUCAGUGCCUUUAAAUAAGAAAUAUUGAAAUUAAGGCCAUUAAAGGUUUUCGAAACGGGGAUGAAUUCUCAGCUUGGAUCAGUGAUCCUGCAAUCCGAGUUAAUGGUAACAAAAAAUUGCAGGGAAAAAAGAAUAGUCUGGCACCCUGUUAUGUGACAGUGCUAUAAUCAUAACUGCAGACAGGGAAUGUAUCGAAAAAUGGUGGUUUUAGUGUAAUCAGUAUUGCAGUCACCAUCAUUUAUUUGUAAAGCUUUGUGCGUAUUUAUACACAUUAAUGCUGUUAUUUAUUGUGACAACCUUUUCUCUUCUCUUUAUAAAAAGUUGUGUUCCAUAUACAGUUCUGGGCCAAACGUCACCCAUGCCCCCACUCCUUUCUGCCACUGCCUACCAAGCCGGGGUCAAAGUUGACAGUCCUGCCCACUCCAAGCCUUUAAUUAGUGGGUUUAGGGGCUAUCGCUGCUGAAAAGAAGUUAGUUUUAUUUUAAAUAUGUCAGUCUAAAUGUGUAUUCAUAUCAAUCUUUUCUUUUUGUUUUUAAAUCUUCUUUGUCUGUUAAUAAACAAUCUACUGUACAGCCCCAUUGUACAUGUACACUUUAAAUGCUGGGGGAAAAAUAAAACAUUCCAGUGAGAGUUCAA
Messenger RNA from Asterias rubens (European starfish), 4475 nucleotides. RefSeq names its product Y+L amino acid transporter 2-like. Lineage: Eukaryota; Metazoa; Echinodermata; Asteroidea; Forcipulatida; Asteriidae. Gene Ontology annotation, cellular component: membrane. Gene Ontology annotation, molecular function: L-amino acid transmembrane transporter activity. Bases 639 to 2168 code for a protein of 509 amino acids. The transcript is spliced from 12 exons. Gene Ontology annotation, biological process: amino acid transmembrane transport. The record is from RefSeq and is a predicted model, not a curated record.